Molecule: messenger RNA, 1147 nt
Organism: Durusdinium trenchii
Lineage: Eukaryota; Dinophyceae; Suessiales; Symbiodiniaceae
Source: the annotation of a GenBank genome assembly
UCUUCACUUCGGCAUACGGCCAACGUCCAGACGUCCAGUGCCAAGUGCUCCAAACGUGUGCCAUGCCGAGGGGCGUGUUCUCCAAUGUUGCGGAGUCAGCUGGUUAUGUCUCCGAGCCACGUGAGAAAAAAGUUGUCAAGAGUACUGAGGAGCCUCCUGCUUCGCAGGCGUCGCCCCUGGCCUUCGCUGCGCGCAUAGGUGACCUUGUCGAAGUGAAACGUCUCCUUGACGCCAAGUCAGAUCCCAACUCAACAGACGCAGUGGGGGAGACGCCAGUCUUUGAGGCAGCGGCUAGCGGCAACGUUAGCGUACUAGCUACCCUGCUUUUGGCUGGUGCUGAUCCUGAGCACCAGUCUUUGAUAGGUUCUGUGCCCGCUGAUCUUUGCUCUAGCAAGGCCUGUGCGACACUGCUGCGCCUUUGUGGUGGCGAAGAGGUUAGCGUCGAGGAGCGUGAAGUGGUCCUCAGAACCCUUACCGCCAACCUGCGGCCGCCCAUCCGGUCGUUUAUGCAGAGCCUCAGUGGCGAAGAGAGCGAUGAGGACAAACUUAACAACUUGGACAUCGACUUUGACAAGCCGCCAAAGCUCAUAAGAAAAAACUACGAUGACGAUGAUGGUGAUGACUGGACCUUUGCAGCCGCCAUGGUGGAGCAAGCACGAAAGUCCAGGGCCAAACAGCGCUACAAACGGCCCGUGAAGGUCGAGCAGAUUGAACUGGUAGUGAGCCAUGCACUGAAUAACAAGCAGAUCACCCUGAAGCUGAUGAGCAACAGCACCUUCGCCAAUGCGAAAGAAGCUAUCCUCGAGCGUAUGCGGGAAGAGGGUAAGUUCUGCAGAAAGUUCUAUUUUGUGAAAAAGGAACGCAGCACAUACCAGGCCUACAAGGAUUCAGACCCGAUUGGUCACAUCCGAGAGGUCAGACUUGUUGGUGCAGAUCUCCCUUUGGAGACUAAUGCCGGGGCGCUUCUAUUUGGCGAUUGAGCUGCUCAAAGAGGGGGUAGUGUGCAUUUGCUUGCAUGGGCUUUGUUGUGAGUAGGUAGCCAGAAGGAAGAUAAAGAUAGUCUUCACAAAAACUGCAGUCCAUUGCAGUCCCACGUUUUAGACAAACGGGCGGUGCUCCUUCAUUCUCCUGGUGGCCCAACUUGACG